GCCUGGACUCGUUGCUGCUGCUGCUGCUGCUGCUGGUGCUCUCGACUCGAUCGUCUCUGCUCUAGAUCGCUGGUUCGUCUUUGUCGCCUUUGGCAUCUCCCUCGUCCUCGCCCUCCGUUGCCCUGUCCAUCGUCUGCCCAAUGGAUCCGUGGAUCGGUUCGAGCACAGCGCCCAAUGCCAGCGGCUUCAGCAGCAACCAUUCCAACGCCAGUUCCGCCGACAACAUCAACGCCGUCUCGGCGAACCGGAUCUCGCUCCAGCCGCGCCCGGCCUCGGCCGGUGUGGUCUCUCCGCCAAGUUGGUCGCCAGCCCCGCUGCCUUCCCUUUCGCAGCAGCUCCAACACGACCCGUCGGCGGCAUCGUCCUUUGCUACCGCAGCGCCCGAAGAUCGUCGUGAAGAGCCUUUGGCGUCGUUCCCGCCCACUUCGCUCUCCCAUCCGGACCCGGCACGCAAGCAUCCUGCCUUCACCGGAUCCAGUCUCGCUCGGCCGGGCUCUGAAUUCGAUCGUUCGUAUCCGAGCUUGCCCCACAGCGACGAUAUCGGCCCCACAGACACCGGCCCUGCUUAUAUGAGCUCGGCGGACGAGCGAAGACAUAUUCGACCAGCGUCGUCUCAGCAUACACCCGACCCCUACUACAAGCUCCAGUCGAACUCCCCACGGCCGUAUAUCGCUGGCGAAGGGUUCCCUGGAACGCCUGUUGCUUCCCGAAGCCGAAUGGACCCGAGCCCGGUGUCCACCCCCGGCCACCCUCGAUUCCUCCCACGCCAGUCCGAAUCAAACGAGACUUCGCCUUCCGAACGGCGUGAUCCUUACCGAAGCUACGACUCUGCUGCAGACGACUCGAGCCUUAGUCCUGGCUUCAUGCACCCGAUCAAGUCCAGUUCGAGCUCUGCUGCAAGCUCGCCACUCCCAAGCGGUCUGCGGCGUCCUAUCGAUUCUCGUCUUUCCUCUGGGGCGCCGUUGCACGCGGCGAGUCAUGAGGAUCUCUCGGGUGCUUCGAUCGACUCGAGCGGCAGCGUCCAUGGUCUUGGCCGGCCUGGGCCAGAACCCGACUCUCAUUUCAGCAAUGCUUUUCGACCCUGGGCAUCGACGCCCGACAAGUCCUUCCCGACUUUCAAGGACGAGCGCUAUUCACAAGGCUCUCCUGUGUAUCGGAGCGAUCGGAUGACCUCUUCAGAUUCGCUGCAUUCUGCAUCAGGUCCAAUCAAGACCGACGCGCAUACCCAUCCAGCCGAGUCGCCGUCUCCUUUCGACUCGCGGGCGUACUCGUCCGAGUGGGACCAUCGCCCCUCGCAGCGGGAGCCGUUCAAGGAUAUCAGCCUCCCGGGUCUGGGGCCCCAUCACUCCGACACCCCCGCCGACUCCCGAUUCCGCGAAGAGCAGCCCUCCGAGCGUCCAAAGGGCUCCGAGGUCGACCGAACAAGAUACGACCCAGGCCCGUAUGGCUCGCAGUAUGCAACGGCCCCAGCGCAUACACACGGAGAGGAUACCACAUCUUCUGCUUCAUCGCACCGCUGGAGCUCCUCACGACAGUACCCGAGCGAAGCACAGUUACUUGGACGGCCAGCGCGGCCCUAUUCCAUUCCUGGAGAUCCCCUCGACUCACGGUGUCAAGCGACGGCGGUGCCCAGGGCGCCCAUACCAACGUCUUGAUUGGCGGCUCACUGAAAAGGGAGGGGAGCUUCGUCACCAGCGAUGCCCAAAUCAUAGGCCCCGAAAAGACCGAUGUACAUACCCCCUACCAAAAGUACAAGGUCAAGCGCGAUUCAGCUGCUGGCCCCGACGACCCGACCAAGCCCAAGGCUCGAGGACGCA
Polychytrium aggregatum is the source of this 1817-nucleotide messenger RNA. RefSeq lists its product as uncharacterized. The record is from RefSeq and is a predicted model, not a curated record. Bases 141 to 1655 code for a protein of 504 amino acids. The transcript has 5 exons. Lineage: Eukaryota; Fungi; Chytridiomycota; Chytridiomycetes; Polychytriales.